This is a messenger RNA of Lepisosteus oculatus (spotted gar), 6241 nucleotides long. RefSeq names its product zinc finger protein 367 (gene znf367). The record is from RefSeq and is a predicted model, not a curated record. Gene Ontology annotation, molecular function: RNA polymerase II cis-regulatory region sequence-specific DNA binding; DNA-binding transcription factor activity, RNA polymerase II-specific. Gene Ontology annotation, biological process: regulation of transcription by RNA polymerase II. NCBI's taxonomy places the organism in Eukaryota, Metazoa, Chordata, Actinopteri, Semionotiformes, Lepisosteidae.
GAGACUUUGAUCGGAAACCGGCCAAUCAGAGGCGGGGAAAUAUCCGCCGCCCAUUGGCCGAUUGAUCCACGGGGGGACCGCCUUUUCGUGCCCGACGCGGCGAUUGGUCGAGACCGACGCUGCCCGCGGAGAGCGCGGUUAGAAAUGUUCAAAACUGAUUGGAUUGGCCCUCUGAAUCAACCUCCGCAAGGAUUGUUCUUCCAGUGCUGUCCUGGGAUAGCCAUUGGUCACACUGUUGCAGCGCCUUCGUCCUUUUUACAAGUCCGACUUCUGCUAUAGGCUCGUUUCGCCCGGCAAGAGGGAAACGUCAGACGCAUCGCAACACAUCCUCCUACACGAUUCGUCCCUAAAACGCCCAGGCGCGAAUUGUAACGCGGGAAAAGUUUUAGGAGGUCGAGUUGCUUUUUUGUGAUUAGUCUUCCGUGCGGAGCUCCUGGGCUGAUUCACACGGAGGCAUUACUUUGUGUUUGCGCAAGACUCGAAAUAGCGGGGCUGUUGGUUUUUUUUGAGGGGGAAAUGCUGGAAAUCUUCAAGCCUGAUUAGGAAAUCGGAGUUUUCUGGUCACCGUCCUUUCUUCCUGCAAAGCAAAAGAAUAUUUUAAUUGAAUCGUCUGCUCAGACCGUUGUCUUGGAUUUUGUACUUCCUACAAAGGUUUCCCCAUUCCUAAUUGGAGUAAAGCAUUUAGAUUGCAGUAUUUUAACGUUUCUUUUUCUAUCUUUUAACCAUGGCUGAAAGCAAACAGCCCCCAGUGAUUUUCUGCAACGAUUCUCCGAAAAGGGUGCUGGUGUCCGUGAUUAAAACUACUCCGAUUAAACCCAAGAAGAUGGAAUCUCUGAUGCCGACGAGCCCGGGAUUCAGUGAUUUCAUGGUGUACCCGUGGAGGUGGGGAGAAAACGCCCAUAAUGUCACGCUGAGCCCCGGACCCGUGAAUGGAGCCGCCUCCCCUACAGGGAGCAACACGGGCGGCGAGGGGGACCCCGCUGCGAGCCCCGAGCAUCUGCGGGACGGGAUCAGACGCGGCCGCCCGAGAGCGGACACCGUCCGAGAGCUCAUCAACGAAGGCGAGAACUCCUCCAGCCGCAUCCGCUGCAACAUCUGCAACCGCGUCUUCCCGCGGGAGAAGUCGCUGCAGGCGCACAAGAGGACGCACACUGGAGAGAGGCCUUACCUGUGCGAUUUCCCAGACUGUGGCAAGGCCUUCGUCCAGAGCGGCCAACUGAAGACGCACCAGCGCCUGCAUACGGGAGAGAAACCCUUCGUCUGCUCGGAGAAGGGCUGCGGGAGUCGCUUCACCCAUGCCAACCGGCACUGCACCAAGCACCCUUACGCCAGGCUGAAGCGAGAGGAGCCCACUGGGGGGCAGGGCAAGUCCCAGGCUGCCGAUAACAAGGCUGUGGCUGAGUGGCUGGCCAAGUACUGGCAGACCCGGGAACAGCGCGCCCCCCUGCCCUCCAAGGGCAAGGGCCCGCCGAAGGAGGAGCGCGACCAGGAGCAGCAGGACCCGCUGGAGUACCUGCAGUCCGAGGACGAGGACGACGACGAGCGGGAGGCGGAGGCGGAGGAGGAGAAGGGCGGCAGCGGGGCGGCGCGGCGCCGCCUGCAGGAGCAGAGGGAGCGCCUUCAUGGGGCCCUGGCGCUCAUCGAGCUGGCCAACCUGUCGUCCCAGCUCCGCCCGUAGACGGUGCAGGCGGCCCGCACCGCCCCCCCCCCCCCCCCCAUCGCCCUCCCGCCGUUAGCUCGUGGGUUCGGCACUAGCUAAAGCACCUUACUGCUUACUUUUUAGGCUGCUAUUAUGUAGAUUUUUAUAUAAUAUGAAGAAUGUUGUUUCUGGUCUUUCAAAGAUCGGAGGCAAAGGUUUUUUUGCACUUUUUGUUUUCGUUUUGGUAACGAGUUUUCAAAGUGGAAUAUAUUGUAAAUAUGUGGGUUUAGUAGUGGCGGACUGCGCAAUACAGGGUGCGUACGCGUCGGCAGGUGUGAACUGUAGGCUAGGCCACGGCUGUUGCAAGCCUAAUUCGAGGCGCCCGCGGGGGGCUCGUCUCCGAGCACCGGGUGCGGUCGGAGAUCUGCUAGUGACCACGGGGCUCCCACGUGGCGGGUUUGGACUUUCCGUGUUCGGUUCCCAGCGGUCGUUGGGAUGCCUUUAAGUGUUAGUGAAAUUAUCUUUUAAAUUAAAAGACAGACCAGCCUGACAUCCCAAACCAGGACCUUGGUGUCCCAGCCGAGUCAGAAGGAAGAACAAUGUUUUUCUGCUCACAUUUAAGCCAUAAUUCCUAAUCGGUCCUGUCGGUGCAUAGCGGCAUCUAUAACCCUUAUUUAUUGCUUGAUGUUUGCUGUGUGAUCACAGGAGUCCUCCACUUAACCUGUAUUUUGUGAGGUAACCUCGUCCUCAGUUGACUGUUGGAAAUGCCAUUGCUGGACAGUACUCUAUUACCUGGAGACAAGUGUUCCAGAAAUUGAAGAGCUAGGGCUUAUUCAGGCUGUCCCUAAGGCGGUUCCUGGAAGUUAGCUCACUCUUGUAUUUGUCUGGAAACUUGUAUAAUGUACUGUCAGCAAUCUGACUCCCCAAAUGAGCACUUAAGCCUCAGGCGCAGUUCUAAAUCCAAAGUAACUUGGAGUCAGUACCUGGCACUCCAUUGAAUCCUUUAUUCCAGCACUGAACACCUUCAGGCUCGUGAAGGAGAAGGGGAACCUCUUUGGCUGAAACACAAGCACCUUUACUUGUAAUUUGGAUGUUAAUUGUUGCAAGAACCUGUAUAUUUCUAAUUUAUUUAAAAAAAAAACCUAACCAUUUAUGUUAAAUGACCUUUUUUCAAAUUUUAAUGUUUUAGAAUCAUAGAACUUAAACUAAGAUAAAUAUAAAUUAUUUUGUAAAAAAAAAUGUUUAUGGUUUAAUGAACCUUCCUUGUGUUAAUCAGGUUUUCUGAGCACCUUAAUAAUCCUUUUAAUAAUUUUCCUUUCUGUAGUGUAAAUUAGUAGUCUGUUAUUCGUUUUUGGAAUCUGUUUUUAAUUUUUUUUUUUUUGACGGAUCAUAAUUUGAAAAUUGUGAAGACAGAAGGUUGGAUAAAAUGAACCCUUUGCCUCGGCUUAAUCAGCAGCAGUAACAUUGAUAGAAACGUGAAAAUGAUCCAAAGAUUGUUACAUAGUGGGUUAUGCUGCAUCCAUUACCACCUGCACAAAAUCUUUGCACCUCAGUGUAAAGAGCACAUUUGUGUCAGUGGUUGAAAGCUAGAAGAUGGUGUUCUGAAGCACUUGCCUUCACUAGCACUUUGUUACAAGUCCUGUUUGUCUGCUCUGUUAGACACUCAACAGGCAAUAGAAAUAUUCUCAUCAGUAUUUGUCCAAGAAAUUAGGCUUGCAAAGUCGUCAGGCUAUAGGAUGAAGGUAUCGGUAUGAACCCUGUAAUGAGAAUGGCACUUGUUUAUAUUGUUAAUAAUAAAAGGUAUAAUUUGGUGGUGGUGUUUAGUUGUCAGAAAGAUAGAACUUUUGUUUUGCAACACUAAAUAGUCUAUUGCUUUGUAGAGUGUAUUUAAAAAUGUCUAGGCUUUUAUAUGUAUUCGAUAAAGCUACAGCUUUUUGUUGCAAUAUUUGAAUUGCCUUUCUUAAUAUAUUGCUAAGAGUGUUUGCUUUACUGUCUUCUGACUUGCAUUGAGAACAUGGCACUGAUUUGGCAGUUUUGUUUUUUGGCUUCAUUUUCUAAAUUUGAAAAUAACCUUUUUAACCAUAGUAUGUUUUUUGGGGGGGUUUGUGUUGGUAUCAAAAUGUAAACUGGAAGGGAGGUUCUUUUAUCUCUGCCAUAGAAAGACUCUACCCGCGUCUGAAAUAUUAAAAAAAUUAUUAUUAUAUCCUUGGUAAAACCAAGGUCAGGUCAGUUCUGGCUGGUUCUGACUAUUUGCAAUCUAAUUGGGCCUUUUAAAGGUUUUACCUCCUUUUCAGAACCUAACAAUUGGACUACUUUGUUUAUUGAUUUGCAUCCACACAUUAAGAAAUGCCUACUGGAGUGUAACACACUAAUUGGAAAGCCUUUGCUGUAGGAUGAUAGGUAUUAGACCUCUGAUCCUGUAUUGAGUUUAGAGCAAUGGAAACCUCUUGAGUAAAAAAGCAGUUGGAAGUUGCAGAACUAGAGCUAUAUAUAUAUAUUAAUUUUAAAUAGAGCUUGUUUCAUAGACUCUUAACAAAGAUGAGGAACCUAAGCAGUUCCGAUUGUACUGAAGUGAAGUUUUCUUCCUCCUGUCUUUUCCAGAACUUCUUUUAUCCUUCAGGUUUAGCUUUUUGGUGUGUGCCUUUGUACACAUUCCAGGUGGCCUAUUGAGAUUGAUGUACAAUUUCUGGGGCAGAACAGAGCCUCUAACACUUUGCUUUUACUAAACAAUACAAUACCAUAGUUGAAGCUGCUGUGCAAAAAAAAACCAACCAAAACAUUUAAUAAUCAAAAAUAGUAGUUGCUUUACUGGUCUUUCACUUUUUCUGCUGUACCCAAAGUUGAAAAGACUGAGACGUUUACUGCCCUCAAUGUUGAGAUUUUGGGUUUCACUUCAAUACCCCGCUACUAGUUUUUGUUAAUGCUGUUCUGCAAAAUGCAGCACAAUCAGUUGACAAUCGGGACAGUUAUAGUUUGAGUCUCAAUCAAAUCUAGAUCAAUGAGAGCCUAGUGUCUUUAUCUUUACCAAAGAACUGCAAAUACACACCAGCAUUGCAGGACUGUGAUUGUGUAGCCACGCACUAAUGGGGUUACAAAAAAUUAAAAACAAGGGCUUCCAACUUCCUUAUCUUAUCUUCUGGAUCAGGUUCCAAAAUGAGUGUUUACUUCACUAACCUAUUUUCCUUAUGAAUGUAGGAUUUGUUUUAAGGUCUUAUAAAUGUUAUUAAAAUUCACUUAUUUAAAUGUAAGGUUACCUGCAAAAACAUUGGGAUCCAAUAAGAAGUAUUACAGUCAUCUAGUUAAAUACAUUGGACAAACUGUUGAUUUGGGGUGGAAACAGAAGAUACUAGGCCCACCAAAAACUAAGUGAGACUUUUCCAAUAAACCAUAAGUGUCCUGAUUUAAGAUUUUCAAAAGAUUUAAUGUCCGUUUUCCCCCUCCAUAUGGAGUACUUUAAAAGAUUGUGGGAAAACCUUUAAUUAGCCCCCUGAAAUUCCUUAAUCCAGGAAUUUUUUACAUGUUCUGAUUAAAUGCGAAGCCUGGUUAAAUCUAGCUCAGUCUUUUGAUUGUAUUAAUGCAUAUUUAUCAAUUAUUUAGCAAAGUUUGAAGGGUAUAAAAAGGGAAUCUUGUAUAUCAAAUUUUUAAAGAAGUUAUAUAAGUUCUGCACAGAAAUGGCCAAAAGCAACCUUUUUUUGUAUAGAGUUUAAUCACACUUUGUCUGUAUGGUUUUCCAGGUAGGGUGUUCUUGAAACAUGGAUUUUGCCAGCGUUGAUGCAGGGUUCUCCACUUAGCUAACUGCACUGUUUGUCUGCCAUGAAGCAUCUGGGCUAAAUUUGACCAAAAUGUAUCAAGAAAGCAACUCAAUCAUGGCAAGGUUGAGCAAAAUGUUUUCUUUUCUUUUCCAGUCGGUUUAUUUUCAACAUUUUAACAUGCAGUAGCAUUUGAAUCUGAUUUGCAAAGUAUUAUGUACAAAACCUUGUACAUGAGUUAAUUGGAUGGGAUUAUUUUGUUAAUGCUUCUGAGAAUGGUUUCCCUUCUUGUUAUUUCUCCUUUCCUCAUCUUAGAGGAAAGGUUAAGAUAUGAAAACAUUUAGUAGUUCUCACAUGUAGCUAUUCCUGGGUACUUACUCUUAUUGUGGUACUGUAUUUCAUUUUUCCAGUAAUAGUUAAUAAUUUCUACCUUAUCUGGGUUCUUAUAGAAAGCUGUUAUUGAACACCAUUCUCUGUCCAUUCCUUUUUCCUUGUUAUUAAAGCAAUUGUGGAGGACCCUGUAUUGUUUAUCACAUUCAGAAUUAAUAUUAAUAUUAAUGUUCACUUUUCUGCUGAGGAUGCGAGGUCUGUAAUUUUUGAUAAUGCUUCAGUGAUAUCCGUCUCCACAGACUUGUAUGUAUGAGCGCUGACUUUUUUAAAUGUGGAGUAAGUCACACGAUGAGAACAAGUGGAGGUUUAUUUUAAACUGCUGUGGUUUUCAUGAGGUGACCGUAUCCACCAUUCCACUGCCAUUGUUCAGACGCCCAUGAUGCCUCAGAUGUCAUGCGUUUUGUGUUGCGCAAAAAAGUGGCUGUAAUUUAUAUUUAGUGCUUUAAAUAAAAAUGAAAAAUGA